Molecule: messenger RNA, 363 nt
Organism: Lactuca saligna
Lineage: Eukaryota; Viridiplantae; Streptophyta; Magnoliopsida; Asterales; Asteraceae
Source: the annotation of a GenBank genome assembly
AUGAACAGGGUCGUGGAGAGUGUUGGGGAAAGAGUGACUGAGGUUCAGCCCGGAGAUCAUGUCCUCCCUGUUUUCACCGAAGAAUGCAAAGAGUGCGCCCACUGUAAAUCCAAAGAGAGCAACAUGUGCGACCUUUUGAGAAUCAACACCGAUAGAGGAGUCAUGAUUAACGAUCAAAAAUCUCGAUUUUCCAUCAACGGAAAACCCCUUUUCCAUUUCGUAGGAACUUCACCAUUCAGUGAAUACACCGUCGUUCAUGUUGGCUGUCUCGCCAAAAUCAACCCUCUUACUCCUCUUGACAAAGUCUGCAUCCUCAGUUGUGGGAUCUCCAUAGGUAUAAAAAGAAAUCAUAGUAUCCUCUGA